This is a messenger RNA of Pangasianodon hypophthalmus (striped catfish), 3771 nucleotides long. It is a transcript of the gene dedd, whose product is annotated as death effector domain containing. Gene Ontology annotation, molecular function: protein binding; DNA binding. NCBI's taxonomy places the organism in Eukaryota, Metazoa, Chordata, Actinopteri, Siluriformes, Pangasiidae. Gene Ontology annotation, biological process: extrinsic apoptotic signaling pathway via death domain receptors; regulation of apoptotic process; apoptotic process. The transcript is spliced from 5 exons. The coding region runs from base 621 to 1733 and encodes 370 amino acids. The record is from RefSeq and is a predicted model, not a curated record. Gene Ontology annotation, cellular component: nucleolus.
GUUUAGCUUAGCUUAGCUUAGCUUAGCUUAGCUUAGUUUAGCUUAGCUACGCUGAACUGUCACUAGCCGGAAUUCUGCGCAUGCGUAGUGUGAAACCGGGUGAGCAGACACGCAAAGUGCGCAUGCGCAGUGUAAAAUCAACGCCAGCAGGUUGAUUAUAGCAUAGCAUAGCUUAGCAUAGCUUAGCUUAGCAUAGCUAUUACAGGGUUUUGUCUCCAAACUGUUAGUGUGUAAAAUAUGAUUUUAUAACUUGUUUAUUCGUCACUCGAAUUAUUACUGACUGAAAAAAAAUAAUAUACAUUGUCAGCAAAUCAACUUUAUUACAUCAGCGACGCUAGCUUAGCUUGUCAUGCUAUACAGUAAAACUAGCCAGCUAGUCGCAUAGCUUACUGCGUUGCUAUGGUACCAAAAGACCUAAAAUAAUGUCGACUAUCUCAAUUAAAUAGCAGGAAGCUAUUGAGAUUAAGUAGUUAUCUUGUUUUUUGUGUGUUCUUCUCCAUCGGUGUGUUGUUAUAUCGAGUGAAGCUGGAGGCGAGAGUCGGGCACCGCGUGUGCAGAAUCCAGCCCUGAUUUCCGGGAAAUCCCAUCAUCCUGCGUCUCCGUCCUCGUGGCGCAGAGUGAUGACAUCACAGCGGCAAAGGCAUGCCACUUCCCGUGCUCUUCCCGCUCCACAGAACUCCUCCUCGAGGAGCUCGAGCUCACGCUCAGGACCCUCGGCUUCACACGUGCAGCGCGCGUCUCGAUCCGCGGCGUCUUCCUCUCGCUCUGACCACACGUGGCCGGAGGAGGCGGUGGACGACGCGUACGGUCUUUACUCGCUGCACCGCAUGUUCGACAUCGUCGGGACUCACCUCACACACCGCGACGUGCGCGUCCUCUCCUUCCUGUUCGUGGACGUCAUCGACGAGUACGAGCGCGGCGGGAUACGGGACGGACGGGACUUCCUGCUGGCGCUGGAGAGACAGGGACGCUGCGAUGAGACGAACUUCCGGCACAUUCUGCAGCUGCUGCGCAUCAUCACCAGACACGACCUUCUGCCUUACGUCACACUGCGCAAGAGACAGACGGUGUGUCCAGACCCGGUGGAUCAGUACUUAGAGGAGACGUCUGUGCGCUACAUUUUUCCCCGAGGAAGCAGAACAGAGAGUCCACAGGUCACGCCGCACAGAUGCGCAGGUCCACAGCCUGUGAUUCGUUGCCCCUCUCCUGAGGUGUGUCAGCCCCGCCCCAAACCGGCCACGCCCACUCCAAACAGGAAGAGGAAGCGAGCUCACAGUGCGGCGGACUGCCGGGAGAAACAGACCUGCGAUAUCCGUCUGCGUGUACGAGCGGAGUACUGCCAGCACGACUCGGCUCUCCAAGGCAACGUCUUCUCCAACAAGCAGGAGGCCCUGGAGCGCCAGUUCGAGCGCUUCAACCAGGCCAACACCAUCCUGAAAUCGCGCGACCUCGGAUCCAUCAUCUGCGACAUCAAAUUCUCCGAGCUCACCUACCUGGACGCGUUCUGGCGCGACUACAUCAACGGCUCGCUGCUGGAAGCGCUGAAGGGCGUCUUCAUCACAGACUCGCUGAAGCAGGCCGUCGGCCACGAGGCCAUCAAACUGCUCGUCAACGUCGACGAGGAGGACUACCAGGCGGGCAGGAGGAAGCUCCUGAGGAACCUGAUGAUGGGGGGAGGGGUGGGGGCGGGGCUAGGGUCAGGGUCGGCUGGCCAGGGGGCGGGGACUUCAUAAUAAUAACUGUAAGCUUGUUGUGUCGUGGAAUGUGGGCGGAGCCGAGCCGAGUUACAAGGACCUGAUGAACAGAUCACGGAGAAAGGACGGCUGUGAACGAGAGAGACGGACCGAGAGCAUCUGGGAACGGGGAUUUAAAAGAUUUUUGGUUCCUAAAGUAUGAAAAUAAUAAUAAUUGUAAUAAUAAUAAUAAUAAUAAUAAUAAUAAUCGUUGGCGAUAUACAGUAUAUCCAUCAAUGUGCCAACGAAGCACUAAAAAGUUUUUAAUAUAAAUUUUAAAAGUGAUCAAUUCGUCCGAAAAUGAAAUGUAAACGUAGUCGAUCAGCCAAGACGUGUUUGUUGUCUGAAGUUUUUUUUUUUUUUUUUUUUAAGUUUUGCGCUGGAGCUACAAAGCUAAAGUAGCUAAUAAAUUUUAGUAGAAUAUCACCCAGAACGUUUUCUAUAAUAAUAAUAAUAAUAAUAAUAGUAAUAAUACAAAACUACGUUAAAUAAGCGAUUCACUUUGUUCAAGAUGGCCGCCGUGAUAACGUUCCAGAGUGAAGCUACGCAGUAACGUUUAGCUCGUGUUUAUAGAGAACAGGAAGUCGCUCUAUCAUGUUCGUGUGACAGUUCAUGUGAAAGAAAGAUGUGGGUUUGAGGCAGAUGUUUUGUGUGAGAUAGACUUCCUUUAUUUGUAAACUGCGUUAGCCUCGUAGCUCCAGGUUUAAAAAAGAAAUGAACCCUUUGGUCUUUGGUUGAUUGAUUACGUUUCAGGAAAAAGGUUGAAUUUCACUUCUUGCCAAAUUGUUCCUUUAAGAGAGCGCCCCCUUGUGGAGAACCUAGAGCUCAUUGCACAAAUGGUUCUCUCAAAUCCCAGACUCUCCUACACCUCCUCUUUUUCUCCUCUCUCUCUCUCUCUCUUUCUCUUUCUCUUUCUGUUUAACCCCUGAAAGAAGUAUAGAAACAUUCAUUUGAUGAAGAUCCUCAGUGACUGUUCCAGAAGACUCCAAUGCUGAUGAAGUGGAAUAAAAAAAAAAAAAGAUUUUGUACGAUUUUCCUAUCGGAAUUAAACAACGUUACAAAAACGUGGUAUCUAUUAUAUAGGCUGUAUGUUCUGGUGAUGUUUUGAGUGCUUGUCCAUUAAACCUGCAUGUCAGCGAUUCGCUAACGUCACGGUGAGCUAGGCAUGUGCCGAUAAUCGAUUACAGCACACACGGCGGCGUUCGACACGCACUAACAGUGUUAUAUUAUGGACGUGUGUCCCCUCUGAGUAUGCAAUCCCAUAAUUCAAUUCAUUAUGCCAUUUUGGAAUGUAGUAUUUUUUUUAAACACGGUAUUGUGAUGUUCUUAUUAAACCUGGAUAAAAUGCUGCGAUAAUAAAAAAAAAAAUCACAACAUGAAAAUAUCGGUAAUAUCGGCACAUGCCUAUUGCAGAUAAACACGCUGUGUUCAGUAGACUUCAAAUCUCCUAAAAAGUUUUUUUUUUUUUUUUUCUACGACAUUUGCAGAUCACCGUUGCCGGUAAAACUGACAUGGCGAGCGUGUCGGUCCCCCGACGUCAUCAGAACUCAUCCAUUGGCUACAAUUACACUUUUUACGUUGCACUGUUUACGUUAAAAAAAAAAAAAAAAAAGUUAGCUUGCUGUCAAAUAAGCUAGCUAGUGUUAGAUUUACAAGGUUGCUGUCGGAGAAGCAAAACAGAAAUGGCUAAGUAUUAAAUAUAAAUAUGUCAACGUUCUACCAAGACGUAGCUAAAGGUUACCUACGGAACCUUGAUGAAGAAUGGUGGCGCAGGGGAUCGCCACGCUCCUCCACACCGGCACAGUUUGUUUUUUUAUAUCGAGUGUUUCACGUCCUGAAAGGACCAUCAUUCCGAAUCCGAAUAAAGUGCUGCGAUAUGACAAUUUACUUUUUUUUUUUUUUCUUUUUUUUUUGGAUGAAGAUUUAUUUCUGGUUCCCACGGCGACGAUUGUGUUCAGUGAUGCGUCUACGUGCGUAGUAGCUGACUGAUUAAUAAUUAAGUGUACAAAUCAAUAAAACAGAUUGUUAAAAUAGUGAA